AUACCGAAUUUGGAGAGAGCGGACUGCUUUCUUAACUGUAAAGAAACGUAUCUAGCGACACCUUAGUUCAUAUAGUUUCAUUUCCAGUUGAACCGUUAACUAAGCUCCCCUGUUAUCGGUUUCGGAAGUAUAACGUUAUGUCCUCACCGUGGACAGAACGGCAGGGACACGUUGGUGAUCUGCAAAAGAAGAGUAAAGAAGAGCUCUCUGACAUUUUACUCCGCCAGGAGAAACUUCUGUCUAACAAGAGGUUUAUUCAGUCCCUUCCUGACAAAGGGAAGAAGAUAUCAGACUUUGUGGAGAAAGUGCGUCAGGCCCUCGCCUACCAUGAAGAGGAGGAGAGGAAGCGCGGCAUGCUGUCGAGUGUCAGGGCAGAGUUGCAGUCUAAAUAUCAGCAAGCGCUGUUCCAGCGACAGCCCGGGAAUAACACCCACGCGCCACGCGUGGAGCUUUCAGAGACACUGCAAAAAGCCAGAGAGGGCGGAAUCCCAGCCACACCUGUCCCGGACACUGUCAGCUCUAACAGGGUUAAUGGUUCUGUUGACGCCGGAGCAUCCACAGUUGUAAGCAUGGAGACCAUGGUUGCUGGUGAUGCAGGGGUCUUGGCGACCUCUGACAGGACAGAAGAAAAAGACCUCGUUGAAGCCUUUGAAAAGGUCACACUGUCAGGUGAAACCCUGGAGCCUGGCAGGUUGUCAAACGCCGAUUCUAGCGAUGGUGUCCGAGGCAACCCGUUCAGUCACGAGCAGACACAGAAGAAGCCACACUACAUUGAAGUCCUGGAGAAGACGGAGCUCAACCCAGCUCCAAGGAAACCAAAAUUUAAACCUAAUCAGCUAGCCCAGAAGCCCGAUGGCUCUCUGUCAGGGUCCUCCUCACCCAGCCGAUCUCCCGGGGGAACGUCCCAGCUGUCUGCGGAGGCCAGGAGACAGCGAGACAGGAAGCACCUUGAUGACAUCACGGCUGCCAAACUGCCUCUGCUCCACCACAGCCCGGCCCAGCUCCUGUCUCUGGAGGAGUCAUCUGCCCUGCAGCGAGAGCAGGAGAGGAAGUACGAGGAGCUGCAGGCCAAACUGGCUGCUCAGAAGCUGUCCAAGAGGCUGGGCGUGAGCAUGGGGAGCUACAACCCGGAAGGGGGGCAGAUGGGAGUGUACAGGGAGGUGCACGACAAUGCGUCCGGUCACUCGGAUGAGGAUUAGUCCAAGGGGAGUGUAGGUGGAACCUCGCUGCUGUCCGAACUGCUCCAUCAGCAUGAUGUAGGAGCGCUCAUGGAAAACUAAUGAGGCACUGAUCAUCGCAGAAACACAGAGUGCAUCGACCCCAGGAUAUGGAUUCAAAGUCAUGGCCGACUCUGGGGAUUUCUUUUGGAAGUGUAAUUGAAAGAAUUACCUGCUCAGUUGGUCACCACAGACCUCACUUUGACAUUUAUUAAUGGUCCUCUUCCAGUGUUAACAGGCACUGUUACGCAGUUGUUGAGUAAAAGAUUCUAUGCGUGUGUGGGGCUUAGGAAUGUCUAUAAUGCAGCAGAUUCAGGGUGGGUUUCAAUCAAUAUUCAUCCCCAACAUUGAUUUACAAUUAUUAAAUGCAAGUGUUACUGUAAGUCUUCAUGAACAUGAGUUUGGCUUGUUUAGCUAUCGCCAAGCUUCAGAAGGCAAACCUUUUUUAUUGGAAAAAAAAAACAGUUGCAUUUGCUUGUUAGUUAUUAUGGUUAUUAUGGUGUAUUCUUUUACAUUUCUACAA
This is a messenger RNA of Megalops cyprinoides (Indo-Pacific tarpon), 1740 nucleotides long. It is a transcript of the gene polr2m, whose product is annotated as RNA polymerase II subunit M. NCBI's taxonomy places the organism in Eukaryota, Metazoa, Chordata, Actinopteri, Elopiformes, Megalopidae. Gene Ontology annotation, cellular component: intracellular anatomical structure; nucleus. Gene Ontology annotation, biological process: transcription elongation by RNA polymerase II; intracellular signal transduction. Gene Ontology annotation, molecular function: transcription elongation factor activity. The record is from RefSeq and is a predicted model, not a curated record. The coding region runs from base 138 to 1199 and encodes 353 amino acids. The transcript is spliced from 4 exons.